Nilaparvata lugens (brown planthopper) is the source of this 2247-nucleotide messenger RNA. Its product is annotated as nucleolar protein 9. The transcript has 7 exons. Gene Ontology annotation, cellular component: 90S preribosome; nucleolus; preribosome, small subunit precursor. Lineage: Eukaryota; Metazoa; Arthropoda; Insecta; Hemiptera; Delphacidae. Gene Ontology annotation, molecular function: RNA binding. The coding region runs from base 122 to 1912 and encodes 596 amino acids. The record is from RefSeq and is a predicted model, not a curated record. Gene Ontology annotation, biological process: endonucleolytic cleavage to generate mature 5'-end of SSU-rRNA from (SSU-rRNA, 5.8S rRNA, LSU-rRNA); endonucleolytic cleavage in 5'-ETS of tricistronic rRNA transcript (SSU-rRNA, 5.8S rRNA, LSU-rRNA); ribosomal small subunit export from nucleus.
GUUAUUAAAAAGAAAAAGUAAAUUAACCUAUAAAAAUUGUCCAUGUGCUUUAUGCUAAGCUACUGAGCUUAGAAAUUUGCGUAUUCAUUUGUUUAAAAAUCUCAAUUCUACUUAAAUCAAAAUGCAAGAAUCUACAAUUCCUCAUAAACGCAAGAAAAAACGUUCUUUUGUGCAAAGUGUAAAAAAGAAGUUUAAAAGUGGAAGCUCAACUGCUCAUGGAUCUUAUUUGGACCAAGAUACUCAUGAAUAUUUUCUCAGAGUUUUUGAACAAUCGAGACAAACAUUCGAAAAUGAUGAGGAGAAACGUAUAUUUGUGGAAAACGUUUUUGCCCAAACUUUUCAGCACGAAGUUGAGUACUCCAAAAACCAAUUAGUGUCUCGUGUUCUUGAGGAUCUUCUUCCUCUCACCGGAUCUGAAACAUUUGAACGUUUCACUGCCGCAUUUACUGACCAUUUACGAGCUGCAUGUGUGCAUAGCUAUGCAAGCCAUGUAGUUGAGAAGAUGGUCUCUGUUUCUACUAUUAGAGUGCAUGAUCUAGCAAAAGAGUCCCCAUCCACUUACCAAAACUCAGCCAGCUUUGCAUUUGUCAUGAAGGUUUCGAAGUUUUUGGCCAACAAUCUUGACGAGUUUGUCUCUGACAACUAUGCUAACCAUGUCACAAGAGCUACCAUAUCUUGUCUUGCCAAUAUACUUCCCGAAAAACAGCGAGAGAAAGGCAAAAAUUCGAAAAUCAUGUUUGAGGUCAAUUCAACUGAGAAAGGUUUGAACUUGGAGAAAAUGAACAAAAGUAGUACGUUUGAUCCUCCGGAGUUCGUUGAAGUAUUGGAAGAUAUAGCCAAUAGGAUUCUCAAUUCUCCAAGUUUUGUAGAUUUUCCUAGUGAUUCAAUGCUGUCGGCCCUACUCCAAAAUAUUAUGUUAUCCCUACACGCUGUUGGAAAGGAAAAUACAGUCAAUAGUAUUUUUAAUAAACUACUACAGACAACUUACGUUUGCGAUCCAAACUGCAGUGAACUGCCUGAGGUGCUUACAAGUCCGUCACAUUUGUUCCUUUUGGAAACCGUUUUGGGUCUGAGUGAUGAGAAACUAUUUACGAAAAUCUACGAGCAAUGCUUCAAAGGCCGACUAGCAAUGCUAGCUAAAGGACGUUUCUCAUGCUUCACGUUCGCAAAACUGGUGCAGCGAUGUGAUGACAAAGAAAAAUUCCUUUCGAUGUAUGUGGAGAUCACUGAGGGCGACUCUCUUGGUGAAAUCGCCCAUUCGCCAGCGUAUCUAAUUCUUGCGACGGUCGCCAAUGCCUGUCGUCGACUGAAAACGAAACAGAAAACGUUUAUCAAAGAUAUUUCGAAGGCGUUGAAUGUUGAUUCCAGCGCUCUUCUACCUGCACUGCUGAACUAUGAGGUGAAAUCCGUAACACCUAUUCAUGACAAAAAGCGAACUUACAGCUUUGCCGGCUGUGUCAUUCUCCAGGAACUUCUCAGGUUUGAAAAACGUUCCAAGAUUGUAAAGGGCUUAUUCGCUUUGGAGAAUGAUGAGUUGGUGAGGAUAUUCAGUGAUCCAAAGGGAAGUUACAUCGCUGAAUCAUUCUUUUCUGUUGGUAUUUGCACUGAUGAACAAUUGGAAAUUAUGAUCAAUAAAUUACAGGGUUCAUUCGCUAAACUUGCUACAUCAAGACAUGGAUCAUUUGCUCUAACAGCGUUAUGGGAUAGGUGCCCCCCAGUAACAUUAAAAACCAAAGUGAUCGAGGAAUUGGCUAUUACACCUUUGAGCAGAAUUGGCGGAGUGGUUGCCACUAAAAUUGAUCUCAGAGGCUAUCAAAUUAAUCCCAAACAAUGGACACAAAACCAGAUGAAGGUUGCGGAGGGACUAGAAAAGAAACUUCAGAUUUCAAAGAAUUCUAUAUUGAAUGUAUAACUAUUCACAUUAAAUGGAUCAAAGCUGAAAUUUCUUCUUUUGGGAUCUCAAUCAAAAAUAAAUUUCUAAUAAAAUACAAAAACAGGCUCCAUGGAGGGGUGUGCUGAAAAGAAAGAAAGGAGGAAAAAUACCCAGCAAACUAUGGUUUCCCAUAUAAUAGGCAGGUAGAGGGUAUAAAAGAAAGGAAUGAAGGGUGAAGAGGAGCGGAAAAGGGAAGAAUUUGAAAAGAAGGUAGGAAAAAAGAGAAAAAAUAUUAGCGAAAUUUGUAAGCGAGUCCACUUUCAACAAAAGUAUCUAAAAGAAAUGGUCUUGCAAACAGUAGUUAGAGCAGAAAU